CUCUCUCUUUCUCUUAAUUUGUAGAAUCACCAUGAAGGUAAAGGAACUACAUAAGACAGUGAAUAUGGCAUGGUCACCGCCGUCGCAAUAUCCAAUUUUGCUGGCAGCAGGGACUGCCGCUCAGCAAUUGGAUGCUAGUUUUAGUACCAAUGCUAGUUUGGACUUGUAUUUACUUAAUUUACAGCAGUCGGGCUAUGAGAUGCAACUCAGCCACAGUGUAAUGAGCGAUCAAAGAUUUCAUAAAAUAAUUUGGGGAUCUUAUGGCAAUAAUCCAGCUGGUAUUAUCGUGGGAGGCUGCGAUUAUGGAAAGAUAAAAAUUUACUCGGCAGCGAAAAUGCUGGCUAAUGAUAGCAAUUCUUUAAUUAGCAGUUUGGAUAGACACGAAGGACCAGUUAAAGCAAUGGAUUUUAAUCCAUUUAAGCCUAAUUUAUUAGCAACUGCUGCGACGCAAAGUGAAAUUUACAUUUGGGAUUUAAAUAUGAAUAAACCAGCUGUUCCUGGUUCAAAAAGUGUACCGGACGAAGACGUGCAGCAUAUAGAAUGGAAUAAACAAGUGGAAGUUAUUCUGGCGUCGACCUUUUCGCAACGCUGUGUUAUCUGGGAUCUUAGAAAAAACGAAGCAAUAAUAAAACUGACCGGUGCUAAUUCAAGGGUGAGAUGGAAGUGUGUGCAAUGGCAUCCGGAUGUAGCUACGCAAUUGUGCUUAGCCUCGGAAGAUGAUCAAGCUCCAAUUAUAGAAUUAUGGGAUUUGAGAUUUGCUACAUCCCCUUUAAAAACCUUGCACAAUCAUCAACGAGGAGUGCUUUCUAUAGCCUGGAAUGCGCAUGAUUCCGAUCUCCUGCUAAGCUGUGCAAAAGACAAUAGAAUACUUUGCUGGAAUCCAAAUUCAGAAGCGCCGAAUGGCGAAGUUGUUUGCGAGUUGGCUCAAACAAAUCAGUGGAACUUUGACGUUUCAUGGUGUCCUCGUCAUCCGGGUUUAAUUGCAGGAACUAGCUUUGAUGGAUUAGCUACCGUUUAUUCACUAUUGGGUGGACAUAAUCAAGAGUCUGUGGAAACCUCCAAUAAAAUCGUCGACUCCUUUCCUGGUAUGGAUCCAUUCACACAACCCCCACCAUCUGCUCAAACGGAAGCUACAGCCAUACUUAAAAAAGCACCAAAAUGGUUAAAAAGGCCAUUUGGCGCUUCAUUUAGCUUUGGUGGAAAAUUAACUAUAUUUGAGAACGAACCAAUUGAUACCAACAUGCCCGUGAAUUCGAAUAGAAAAGUCUUUAUAUCACAAGUGAUUUUGAAUCCUGAACUUAUUCAGCGUUCGAAUGAAUUGGAAGCUGCUCUAAAUUCGGGGCAAUUUAGUGACUUCUGCAAGGGAAAAGUAGAUAAUACCGUAGAUGAACAUAAGAAGAAAGUUUGGAGUUGUAUAGGUGCCUAUUUUGGUGAAAAUGUGACACAAGACUUAUUAGGACUCUUAGGUUAUAACGUAGACGAAAUAAAUAAUAAAUUAAAUAAGUAUCUGCCUCCCGACGAGGUGAAUACCAUUGCCGAAGGAAUGUCUAAAUUAAAUAAACAAAUUAUGAAUGGUAAUACGCUCGAUGGAAGUUUAGCAUUUGAUGCCAUUGCUGAACAGGAACAAAGUAAAUUAGCAAUAGCAAAGAGUAAAGCUUCGAAUAAAUCAGUAGAUACUAGUUUUAGAAUAUAUACAUCGGAUGACGAUAAUGGUUUAAUCACACAAGCGAUUCUUUUGGGAAAUAUUGAAGCUGCUGUAGCCUUAUGUUUUGAAAAUAAAAGAUAUGCAGAUGCGGUCAUUCUUUCCAUGACUGGCGGUCCGGAUCUGUUAGCUCAAACGCAGUACAGAUAUUUCACCGAGCAUACAGGAGCUUUAAAUUCUCUUAUUAAUUCAUUAGUAAGUGAAAAUUGGGCGGAUGUUGUUAAAAACUGCGACAUAAAUUGUUGGAAGGAAGCUAUUGUUGGUGUGUUCACUCAUACUAGUCCCGAGGAGCGCAGCGUACUGUGCGAUAUUUUGGGUGACCGGCUGGCGGCCUCGGAGAACGCAAAUCACCGCAAGGAUGCGCAAAUCUGCUACAUUUGCUCGGGCAAUCUCAACAAGACAAUCGAGUCGACGGAGUCUGACAUUCAGGAAGCCGUGGAGCUCGUAAGCAUAAUGCAAAGAGCUCUUGAAUUCCAUUCUAUGCGUAAAAUCAAUAUCGAAGGCAACAUCGCCGGCAUCCUCACGCGCUAUGCGGAGAUGCUCGCAGCCGAGGGUGACCUCGACUCCGCCCUCAGCUACCUUGGCGACAGUCAGGAGCAGACGAUCGUGGUGCUACGAGAUCGGCUCUACAAAGCCCUCGGACAUAUUCGUGCCGGACCUCAGAGUUCAAACGUGCCUGGAAUGGUUCCCACGAAUAUGUACGCGGCCAAUGAGCCGAGGAAGUCGCUUCCCGGCGCCCCAACAAACUUGCCAAUGUCGGUGCCAGCCCAGCAGGGAUCCACGUGGAAUGUUGCGCCGACGAAGCAGAGCCCCUACGGGGCCGUCCCGGUCCAAUCUUACGGGGGUGGAGCAGUCACGAGUCAGUCGUACGCGGGCAUCGGUACGGCGCCGGUGACUCAGUUUAUACCUGCGGCUCCGGGCCCGGAUCCCUACAGUCAAACGACAAUGACCCCGGCCGUACCUCCGCCCCCGCCUACGGCGAGCCAAGGCUCGAAUUUAAGUAGCUCGAGGCCGCCGAGUGUCGGCCCGCACUCGCGAUCCAAGUACAUUCUUGAUCCCUCGGUAAAAUCGGGCCCGACCUACGGCUCAUCGGGAUUCCCACAGCCCCAGCAAAUACUUUCCGGUGUCCAGCAAUACCAUCACCACCACCAACACCAACACCAACACCAACACCAACACCAACAACAACAGCAGCAACAGCAACAGCAUCAGCAACAACAGCAGCAGCCGCCGCCACCUCCUCUAACGCAGCAGCAACAACAGCCACCACCACAACUACCACAGCAACCGCAACAAGCUUUCUCGGUGCCUGGUAGCUUUCCCAUGCAAACUGCCUACUCGAUGCAACAGUCGCAACCGAUGGGCAAUUUCGGAAGUUACGGCAAAACCGAUGCCCAAAGUAAUAUGUAUGGGGAGCUCGAACUCCAGCAGCAGCAGCAGCAGCAGCAGCAGCAGCAGCAGCAGCAGCAGCAUCAUCAUCAAAGAUUAUCUCAGCCGAAUGUUUACGAUCCGAAUGUGUCGGCACAAUCCCUCAGCUACUCCAAUGAAACAGCUUAUCAGCCCUUAUCGCAGUCGUCUGGAUGGAAUGACCCGCCGAUCGCUAAAGGAAACUCUUCACAGCCGAAGUCGGAAUUCCAGCGCCAAGAUCCAAUUCUGCAACCAUUAAGAGGUGCACCAACAUCGGAAUCUAACAUAUAUCAACAAAAUCCUGGAUAUCAACAUCAACAAAAUUAUCAAGAUCCGCAAGCUAUGUACAAUCAAUACAAUCGUAACGUUCCUGCCCAAGGAAUUCAGCAAUAUAAUAGGCCCUCGGAGCCUCUGCAACCUGUGCAACCUGUGCAGCCUGCCCAAAUAAUCAGAGCUCCAGAGCCUGAAAAGCCGAAAGCACCGAUUCCACAGGAGAAUUUGCAACUUCAAGUUACAUUCAAUGAAUUGAAAGACCAGUGUUUUGAAAAUGCGAAAAAUCCGCAAGUCAAGAGGAAAAUCGAUGAUGUUUCGAAAAAAUUAGAAGUUUUCUACGAUUGUUUGAGAGAGCAAAAAAUUUCGCAAAAUACGUUGCAAGGUCUACAUCAAAUUUGCAAUUUGGUUCAAAGCGGAGAUUAUGCAGGAGGAUUAUCGGUACACACGCAAUUGGUUUCUGGACCGGAUUUUAGCCAAAUCGCUUCAUUUAUGCCAGGAAUUAAAGUAUUAAUACAGUGUGCCCUUCAAUUGGGCGUUUAUAUAAGAUAAAUCGAUAGCUUUAAAAUUUAUACCAAUAAUAAUGAAUACUGAUAUCCUUCAGCUUCACUUUGUAUUAAUAAUUUUGCUAAUGAGAAAAGUUAUAUUCUGAUAGAUCAAAUAGUGUGAUUUUCGCAAAUUUAUCGAUUAUAUUAAUAACUUUUUAUCAGUAACAAGAGUAAUGAAACAGCGUUAAAACAUAAAAAAGCACUGUAAACUUUAAUACUAUAGGUAUUGAAAGUAAAAAGAAUUUUGUAAAUAGAAAAUAUCAAAUA
Messenger RNA from Ceratosolen solmsi marchali, 4194 nucleotides. RefSeq names its product COPII coat complex component secretory 31 (gene Sec31). The record is from RefSeq and is a predicted model, not a curated record. The transcript has 16 exons. Gene Ontology annotation, cellular component: COPII vesicle coat; endoplasmic reticulum exit site. Gene Ontology annotation, molecular function: protein binding; structural molecule activity. Gene Ontology annotation, biological process: endoplasmic reticulum organization; COPII-coated vesicle cargo loading; endoplasmic reticulum to Golgi vesicle-mediated transport. Bases 32 to 3931 code for a protein of 1299 amino acids. Lineage: Eukaryota; Metazoa; Arthropoda; Insecta; Hymenoptera; Agaonidae.